Molecule: messenger RNA, 1630 nt
Organism: Protomyces lactucae-debilis
Lineage: Eukaryota; Fungi; Ascomycota; Taphrinomycetes; Taphrinales; Protomycetaceae
Exons: 5
Coding region: 164-1573 (469 amino acids)
Biological process (GO): exocytosis; endocytosis; maintenance of cell polarity
Cellular component (GO): cytosol; intracellular membrane-bounded organelle; membrane
Molecular function (GO): sterol binding
Source: RefSeq, a predicted model, not a curated record
CAGGACAACAGGAAGAGACCAGACUCGCAGCGACAGUUGCGAUAGACAUACAGAGAGAAGAGAGGGUCGCGGAAGAGAGACCGAUUCUCCCAGUGACGAGCCAAGUCGAGGCGCUUCUUCCCAAUUGGCACUCGGUCGUUUCAAUCACAUCACAUCAGCCUACAUGUCUUCGGAAAACAUCCCUGCGGAAGUAGCCGCUGCGGACGAAGCAGUCGCACAGGGCGAUACUGGCAAGUUCAAGCUCAUCUUAUCCAUUCUACGACAAUUUAUCGGCGUCAAGGAUAUGGCCAAUGUGCGAUUCAGUCUACCGGCUCAGCUGAUUGAGCCGAUACCCAAUCUCGAAUACUGGAACUACUGCGACCGGCCUGACUACUUUGUUGCAAUGGAUGAGAGUGACGAUGCUUUAGAACGUAUGCUCGCUGUGUUGCGCUGGUACUUGACAAAAGAUCUGAAACUUGUGCAUGGUAAGAUUUGCAAGCCAUACAACUCAGUGCUCGGCGAGUACUUUCGCUGCCGAUGGACAAGCACAAGUGUGCCACUCAAUCCAGUGACUGCCAAACUGCUCGAAGGACCAGCUGAGCCUGCUGCGACCGCAAGCAAGGCAUCCCGCUUCAAGCCUUCUUUUGGACGACGUGGCACAAGCACAGCUACACUUGCAAGUGUUUCUGCUCCUCCAACACGUCCCGUUUCCCCUACAGGAUCGACAAAGUCGACCAAUUCAGGUGUUGCUCGGGAUAUCACCGCCCCGCUUCAAAAACCCAUUCAAACAGCCUUCUUGUGUGAGCAGACGUCGCACCAUCCGCCCGUGUCUGCCUACAUCUAUUCAUGCCCAGAAAAACAGAUUGAAGCGGUGGGCAUGGACCAGAUUGCUGCGAAAUUUACAGGGACCACCAUCAAAGUCGAGCCUGGUGAGUUGAAUGAGGGCAUCUUUGUCAAGCUCAAGAAGCGCAAUGAGGAAUACCGCUGCACACACCCAACUGCGACGAUCUGUGGUUUUUUGCGAGGCACGCUGUACACGACCAUUCAAGAUUCGGCCGUCAUUACAUGCAAGCAAACGGGUUUGCGGACCAUUAUAAUUUACAAGGAUGAGCCAUGGAUUGGUAAGCCCAAAUUUCAGAUUGAGGGUCUCAUCUUUCGUUACAACCAAGAUGAAGAUGAGGAUAUUGUUACAUGCAGAGAUGUGCCUGAAGAGGCGAUUGUUGCCAAGAUUGAGGGUUCAUGGAAGGGCAAGUACUACAUCUCGAGUCCCAAAUCGGCAGAGAGACACGUCUUGCUCGAUGUGACUGAUUUGCUACCUGUCACCAAGACCGUGCCACCUAUGGAGCAGCAGCAAAUCAACGAAUCGCGCGUCGUUUGGGAUCCCGUUACCAAGGCGAUUCUUGCGCGAGAUUUUGUACAGGCAACGCGCAACAAGACGGAGAUUGAGGAUCUACAGCGUACUGUCGCAAAAGAACGGGCUGCCAAGGAGGAGCCCUUUGUGCCUGUGUACUUCCAGGUGAAUGGGGAUGGGCGACCAACCUUGACAGAGGCUGGUAGGCGGACACUGCUUGGCCAAUUUGACGCUACCUCUUAGAUUGCUGAAGAGUUAUUCCAUGUACACUACAAGAGACCCCAGAAGCCGUAUACAUAG